Fraxinus pennsylvanica is the source of this 363-nucleotide messenger RNA. The record is from the annotation of a GenBank genome assembly. NCBI's taxonomy places the organism in Eukaryota, Viridiplantae, Streptophyta, Magnoliopsida, Lamiales, Oleaceae.
AUGAGCGAAGAGUUGAAGAGAAGCGGCGGAGGAGCACUGGUGGCUCCGUCGCCGGCGUCCUCUGAUGGUCGAAAGUCCUCAACUGGGUCUACCGCUGCAGGCAAGAAAGUCAUCAUAAAGAGCGCCGACAUGAAAGAAGACAUUCAGAAAGAAGCUGUCGAAAUUGCCAUAGCUGCAUUUGAGAAGCAUAAUGUAGAGAAGGAUGUAGCAGAGCACAUAAAGAAGAUGUUUGACAAGAAGUAUGGGCCUACCUGGCAUUGUAUUGUGGGCAAGAACUUUGGGUCUUAUGUGACUCACGAGACGAACCACUUUGUUUACUUCUACUUGGAUUCAAAGGCUGUUCUUCUAUUCAAAUCUGGAUGA